GGUGAUGUUUCGCACUUUUGAAGGAAGCUAAAAAGUGACUAGACAGAAAUUUUUUUGGCUCAUCUUUUUCGGACGCGCGCUGGUCAGGUCCGGUGACUGCGCGAUUUUGUUGCGGUGGAAAGUCGGAUUGUUUUGACUGUCGAGUGCGGGGAAGCCAAUCCGGAACGUGAAACCUGGAAGUGGUGCGUGUGUAGGUGGAGAAAGACAAUCCGUUUGGGCGACAAAGCAAGCCAUUUUUCCUCUGUUGUGAGUGUGUGUGGUGUUACGACGACGACAACGACGAAGAAGACCAGAAGGAGGAGGAACGCGAGACGUCGCUACGGGUGACGUUUCCAACUUUGGCCAACGCGCAGCAGAAGGGAAAAUCGCGGCCAACUUUUUUUUUUUCUUCUCUGUGCCAGAGUGAAAUUUGCAAAACAAAAGCCUUUGUGUUUGGUUGUCGUCGUCAGCGCCAACUUUGUCAUUGUUUUGAAGCAGCUUCCCUUCGUUCCUCGUGAGCUGAGCGGAACAAAAACGGCUUCAAAAGUGGAAGUGUCUCAAGCGAAGAGGAAGCAAUCCGAGAUGGAGCUCACCCCGGAGGAAAUCAGGGCCAGGCGGCUGCGGAAGCUGGAGACCAGCUCGACGGCGACGGCAGUCGUGACUGCGGUGGACCAGCUGGCGGCCACAUCCGGCAGCGCCGGAGACGGCAAGGAAGCGGGGGAAGAAGGUUGCAGCACCAAAUCCGGCGACACGCCCAAACCUCCGCUGGAGAGUCCAACCAAACCAGCAGUCGAGAGUUGUUCGGACAAACCUCCAAAACCCGCAGCCGCAGUAGCAACAGUUGUGGUGGAACCCACCAAGAUGGACCAAGAGGACGACUCGUCGUCCAAGUCGCCCGAGGACCGAGCGCGCGACGAGGCCGCCACCCGCGAGGAGUUGCAGCAGAUCGUGUUCCGCAUCAUGAACAUCAACAGCCAGAUCCGGUACUCAGAGGCACGCUUCAGCGUCGAUCCGGCCGUGCUGGAGAGUGCGCUGGAGGCGUUGGAGGGGCGGAGGUAUCGGGAGUUUUGCGCGGAGAUUAUAACGGAGGUGGUGAAGGAGUUUUACGAGGGGCGGUUGAUUGAUUCGAGUGGGGGCGGGGGUGGAGGAAGUGGUGGACUUUCGGACAGCUGGAGCAGCAUUCCGUCGAAGAAGGUGAAGCCAAUCGAGGAGAUUGAGGAGGUGUUGGAGGGUGGGAGUACGGCGAUGGAGAUUGAUGACACGACGCCGCUGUGUUCGUCCAAGCCGAGCAUGAAGGCGUUCAGCUCGAAUCGGGUGGCGGCGUUGGAUUAUCUGAUCAACUGUUACUGCCGGGCGAACGACGAGGUGUACAGCUACACGAAGAUCAAGAAGAGCAAGAAGAUGUACUUGGUGGAGAUUUUGCCGGAUGUGGCGGCGGUGAUUCGGCAGCAAGCGCUCAAGUAUGCGAUCCUGCUGACGAAGAAUCGCUUCCAGAACUUUGCCCAGAUUGACGAUCCUGCCAAGUUAAUCUUGGAGAAGUCGCCGCUGCUAACGUUGAUGUACGAGAACAAGGUUCCGUCGGAUUUCCUCGCCAGCUUGAUGGCGGAGGCGCGCAAGCAGGAGUCGGAUUUUGACGAGAUCUUCACGAUCGUGCUGGACGAUUUGUACGUGGACAUGCAGAACGCGAUCUGCAACGAAAACAUCAUCGGCGAUCCGUUAAACCGACUGAAGGAACUGGUUGAGAUAAAAGUUGAGAAUACCAAUCCGAUCUGCAAAUUGAUCGUGAAGCACGUUGUGUUCCUGCCAAGACUGACCCUAGACAAGUACGCUGCCCGGGAAAUUUCCAAGGUGUCCUUCCUGGCGCCGUUCCUCUCGCUGUCCGUUCUUCUCGACGAGAACCCAAAAUUCGCCACGCACCACUUCCUGGACAACGCCUGCGAUCGGACGCUGUCCGCUUCGUUCCAGACGCUGCUCGGAAACACCCGCAAGGUGCUGCACCAGAUCUUCCUGUCCCUGCUAACCAACCUGGACAGCCGGCAGGAGGUGCUCAAGUACGUCUCGGAGAUCCUCCGGACGAACCACAAGCGAAUCCAGUACAACGCCGACGAUCGCUUCCUCGCCAAGGACGGCUUCAUGCUGAACUUCAUGUCGAUCCUCCAGCUGCUCUCCCUCAAAAUCAACAUGUCCCGCAUCGACCCGUUCUACCCGCACCACCCGGAAGCCCUCAUCGACAUCGAGGACGAAACCAAGCUCAAGUGCUCCUCCCAAGAGUACACCGACUGGCUGGAGACGACCCGCGCCAACCGCAAGUGGGAAACGCCAAAAUUCGUCACCCACUGCUGGUUCCUGACGCUGCACGCCCACCACCUCGGCAUCAUCCCGGCCAUCCAGCGCUACAACAAGCUGCUGCGCGCCACCAAGGAACUGCAGCGCAUGGUCGACGAACUCAACAACAGCAAGGCCCAGUGGGAGAACACACCGCUCGCGCGCCGCAACAAACAGGUCCGCGACCGCUGCGUCAACCAGAUCAGCAAACUCUCCAAGGCCAAACUCAGCUGCGACAUUGCGAUCGUCGAUCCGAACGUCCUCGGCGCUUGCACCCAGUUCUACUCGAGCGUGUGCGAGUACAUGCUGUACCAGAUCGAGAACCGCCCCAUCGAGGGUCUGUUCGUGAACAAGCACCCGCCGAUGUCGCUCGUGCCGAGCGAGAACUUUUGCGCCCUGCCCGAGUGGUACAUCGAGGACAUUGCCGACUUUAUUCUGUUCUGCAUGCAGCACAGCAGCAUCACCGACUACGUGGACAACUCGAUCAUCACGUGGAUCCUGACGCUGGUUUGCGCGCCGCACCUCAUCAAGAAUCCGUACAUCACUGCCAAGCUGAUUGAGGUUCUCUUCGUGACCUCGCCGACCAUCCAGACGUCCUCGCAGCGCCUCUACCUGCAGAUCAUCAACCACGAGCUGGCCCAGACCGCUCUGGUAAGUGCCCUUAUGAAGUUUUACACCGACAUCGAGACGACCGGCCAGAGCACGGAGUUUUACGACAAGUUCACCAUCCGGUACCACAUCAGCCACCUGUUCAAGGGCCUGUGGGACAGCGUCGUGCACCGGCAGGCGAUCGUCAACGAGUCCAAGAUUGGCAAGCAGUUUGUGAAGUUUGUAAACUUUUUCCUGAACGACACGACCUAUCUGCUGGACGAGUGCCUGGAGUAUCUGAAGCGAAUCCACGAAACGCAGGUGCUGAUGAUGGACGACGCGGCCUGGGGCGAGCUGGGCACGGAGGCACAGUCGAGUCGUCAGCGGCAGCUCGUUCAGGAUGAGCGGCAGUGCCGGUCGUAUCUGACGCUGGCCCGCGAAACCGUGGACAUGUUCCACUAUCUGACGAUCGACAUUAAGGAGCCGUUCCUGCGGCCGGAACUGAUCGACCGGUUAAGCUCGAUGCUCAACUACAAUCUGCAGCAGCUGUGCGGACCCAAGUGCAAUGAUCUGCGCGUGAGAAAUCCGAUGAAGUACGGCUGGGAGCCACGCCGGCUGCUCGGCCAGCUGAUCGACAUCUAUCUGCAUCUGAGCUGUGAUGAAUUUGCCGCCGCACUAGCCGCGGACGAGCGAUCCUUCGAGAAGAACUUGUUCGAGGACGCCGCGAACCGUGUCGAACGAAUUGGCAUCCGAACGCCGAUGGAGGUUGAGGAGUUCCGCAAGUUGAUCCACCAAGCGUCGGAAAUCUUCAUCCAGAACCAGCAGAACGCGGACGAGUUCGCUGAGGCGCCGGACGAUUUUAAGGAUCCGCUGAUGGACACGCUGAUGACCGAUCCGGUGAUUUUGCCGUCCGGCACCGUCAUGGACCGUUCGAUCAUCACGCGGCACCUGCUCAACAGCAGCACCGACCCGUUCAACCGGCAACCGCUCACCGAGGACAUGCUGAAGCCGGACACCGAACUGAAGCACCGCAUCGAGCAGUGGAUCAAAGAUUAUCGCGCCAAGAAGAAACAAUAAGACUACCCUUUUUGUGUGUGUCGACGACGAACGCCGUGACAGAGAGGACAAACACUCAAAAACUGAAUUUACUAUUAUAACAAUACACACACACACACACACACGCAUAUACAUAUAGACGUAUUUAUAUUAAAAGAAAGUAUAGUGCUAAGCUAGGACUUACCUUCCCUCCCUCUCCCCCCCAAUUUCGAUCCGCAAAUCCCCAAAACCCCACCUCCUUCCCCCUUCCAUCUAUCGGUGCUGAAAAUUUGAAAGAAACAGGAAACUGGUUGUCACAACACACACUUAUCAAUCGCGUUGAGUCGCGCGUUAUCGUUAGCUAUUGUUCUCCCCCCACACCCCGCUGCUAAGAUAUGAGACCGUACAAUAAACCCCAAGAGAGUAGAACAAAUCAAUCCUUCCAUAUUUGUGCUCUUUGUGAUGGAAACAAAAAAAAAACGAAAAAGGUUAUUAGAGGAAAAUUUCAAAAAACACGAGAAGCGAAUAAUCUCAAACAUGAUUUAAAGGCGACGACGACGGCCACUUGGAAAGAAAACAAUAAGUAAAAUUAACGCAUCUUUACUCACUCUCUCUUGUUUUUCUCAACCUGGAAUAGAAAAAUAAUAAAGUUUUACCCUCACCAGUGCAAAGGAUCGGCGCGAGAGCAGUGAUGGAUUCUGGGCUGGGAUGGCGAUGGCCAUUGGGUAUCUUUCCUCUUUUCUAAA
Molecule: messenger RNA, 4673 nt
Organism: Culex quinquefasciatus (southern house mosquito)
Lineage: Eukaryota; Metazoa; Arthropoda; Insecta; Diptera; Culicidae
Gene: Ube4B
Product: ubiquitin conjugation factor E4 B
Exons: 4
Coding region: 562-3969 (1135 amino acids)
Biological process (GO): protein polyubiquitination
Cellular component (GO): ubiquitin ligase complex; cytoplasm; nucleus
Molecular function (GO): ubiquitin-ubiquitin ligase activity
Source: RefSeq, a predicted model, not a curated record